AUGGCUAAGGAAGGGUCGGAGAACAGCGGGGGGCACAGCAGCGACUGGUUCAGUCACGAUGAUGGGGCGCAGCUGGGCGAGCUGGAAUCAGUAACAAGCGCUUCACUAAAGCAUGUCCUGAACUCGGUAGCCGCUGUGGGCCAGGAGCACAGAAUGCCGCUGCAAUACAAAGCUCGGGUUCAGAAAGCAGGAAACAACAAUUUCCCAUUCUCUUCUCAUGACAACAGACAUGACAUCUGCAAUGCAGUCGAGUAUUUUGACCUGGGCAUGGGUGUGAGGAAGUUGGAUCCAGAGAAGCAGAGACAGAACUCCCACAACUUCUUCGAGUGGGCUCGUGCGCCAGGCCGGAGCAGCAGCGAAGGUUUCGUCACCGUGUACCAGAGCACGUUUGUGUCAGAUCAGAGCCCUGGAAAGGAGGAGCAGAACCACAGGCGCUACCCCAAACACCACACCCAGAGCCACAGCGACCACCAAGAGAGCUCCAGCACGCCUGCUCCUGAGGAUGAGAAAGCCCUGAAGCCACGUAAGACAUCUUAA
Pyrgilauda ruficollis (rufous-necked snowfinch) is the source of this 537-nucleotide messenger RNA. RefSeq names its product testis expressed 36 (gene TEX36). The transcript is spliced from 4 exons. The coding region runs from base 1 to 537 and encodes 178 amino acids. The record is from RefSeq and is a predicted model, not a curated record. Lineage: Eukaryota; Metazoa; Chordata; Aves; Passeriformes; Passeridae.